Messenger RNA from Dovyalis caffra, 1332 nucleotides. NCBI's taxonomy places the organism in Eukaryota, Viridiplantae, Streptophyta, Magnoliopsida, Malpighiales, Salicaceae. The record is from the annotation of a GenBank genome assembly.
AUGGUUUUUUGCAAGGAGGAUCAAAAUCUGGUCUACAACAUUAAACUAUCAUCUGUCGGGCCAGGUCGCAUGACUGGUUCGGACGUGGUUCAUGAGCCCAAUGGCGUGGACUUAGCCAUGAAGCUUCACUAUCUAAAAGUUGUGUACUUUUUCAGUAGCCAAGCAUGCCGAGGGUUAACCAUCAUGCACAUUAAGGGAAGCAUGUUUUAUUGGCUUAGUGACUACUAUACAGCUUGUGGCCGGUUCCGGAGGACCGAGGCCGGACGGCCAUGCAUGAAGUGUAAUGAUUGUGGUGCGAGGUUCGUAGAGGCGCAGUGUGACAAGACGGUGGAUGAAUGGCUAGAAAUGAGGGAUUGUUCUCUUGACAAUCUUCUUGUUUUCCAUUUACCGAUUGGUCCUGAAUUAUCUUUCUCCCCUUCACUUUACAUACAGGUAACUAAAUUCAAAUGUGGAGGAAUGUCCCUGGGCAUAAGCUGGGCUCAUAUAAUUGGAGAUGUAUAUUCAGCUUCAGAGUGCAUCAACAGCUGGGGCCAAUUCCUGGCAGGUCUUAAAUCUUAUGGGCCUUUGAAAAUCACAAAAACAUCCACUUGGCUUGAAAAUCCGAAUAACCGAUCAGUGGCUAUCAAGGAACCCGUUUCUCUGAAACGGGUAGACCCGGUUGGUGACCAUUGGGUAACUGCCAAUAACUGCAAAAUGGAAACAUUUUCGUUUCAUUUAUCUGCUUCGCAAGUAUCUCAUUUACACUCAAAAAUUUGGGGUGAAAAUGGAAUGGGCAAAAUCCCAUUUUUUGAGUCCCUAUGUGCCAUAAUGUGGCAAUGUAUAGCCAAAGCUAAAGAUGGGCUUGAGCCUAAAGUUGUCACACUUUGCAAAAAAGAUCCCAACAACCCAAAAGAUGGAAUUUUGAGCAAUAGUCAAAUUAUAAGUUCAGUCGAGGCAGAUUUUUCAGUUGGGGACGCAGAUUUGAAAAAAUUGGCUAUGUUGCUAGUUGAUCAAGCCAGAAAGGAGAAUAGCCAAAUUGAAGUGGUGGUGGCAAAAGAUGGUGGGGUGCCUGAUUACCUUUUGUAUGGAGCAAAUUUGACAUUUGUGGACUUAGAAGAGGCUCAUUUUUAUGGACUGGAAUGGAAUGGACAUACACCAGAAGCUGUACGCUACAGCAUCCAAGGUGUUGGAGAUGAAGGAGCUGUUACGGUACUUCCAUGGCCAAAAGAUUCAGGCAUGGAUGGCAACAUUGGAAGGAUUGUGACGGUUACUUUGCCCGACAAUGAAGUGGUGAAGCUCAGAUUUGAGCUGAAAAAAAAUGGGGUAAUGCUUGAAGAUGAUCUUGAGUCUUGA